AUGAAAGCGAGCGAGAACCCUCCGACUGCUCCCGCGACUAAAGGAGCUAGUAACGGAAUAACUCCCAGCGCCAAUGCCAACGGUGAUGUUCCGACCGCACCGCCCACAACCCCUUCCACCGCCACUGCCAAUAGUGGCAGCAACAGCAACAAUUCCCACAACAAUGUCAACUGUAAUAUUGACGGCAAUGCCGUCGUGCCUUCGAACAAUUCUAUCGCGGGAAAUAGUGGGAUAAAGGCGAAGCCGGCAACAUUGUCGGUGAACACUUCUGCAGCGAAUGGGGACGGUGCAAUGGCGCCGGCGCCGGCGAAUGGGACUAAGGGACGGCGCGAUAGGCCUUGUGAUGCCUGUAGGAGACGGAAGAGCCGGUGCGUCAUGAACGAGGGUGCCGAGAUUUGCGUGCUUUGCCAGUUCCACAGCCAGGAGUGUACAUUCGUGCAAAGUCCGCAGCCCCGGAAACGGAGACUUGCUUCGUCUAAUAUGAGCUCGGAGGAUCAGGUUGUUACAAAGAAACGGUAUGCAGCUUUUAAUUCAUUCAUCUCUUGAUUCCCUAUUUUUCACUUCUCUUUCCAUCCUAUACAACAUUCUACUGGAACACCUUAACCUUAUUACCAUCUAUCGCGCGCUCCAUAUGCCUCGGCUAGUGCGGCACCCCACAUUCUUGCUCCAAUUGUUCCCGUCGUUUUUUUCCCCUCGGGGAGAGUAAUGAUAUAUUAUAUUCGCAUUCCUUCUUCUUUUUUACCUUGGCGAUUGAUUAUCUGUGAAGCUUACCGUUGGAACCUCCUCCCUUAAAGCAGGUCUACUGAACCAGAAUCCCCCCAAGAAGUCGCUAUCCGUGGAAACAUACCAGUCGAUGAUUACGCAAACCUACGGGGGCCCUCCCUUCUUAAGACAACGCUGGGGCUGCAAGGCCACCGCCACUCCCAAUUAAUAGGUCCAACGAGCGAGUACGAGCCAUGUCUGAUAGACCUUUGCCCCUUUGACCAGAGGGACGAAUACAUGUUGUCCUCCGCCGGCGGGUCUUUUAGAAGAGCGUCUGACGAGAUUACCUUCCUAAUGUUUCCUGACCACCCAACACAGAAUCACGGCGAGAUCUUCGACGACCUGGAUGCGAUAGAGAGAAUCGUGGCCCCGCACGGCCAAUCGCUGAUAAACCUCUACUUCAGAAUCGUACACCCGUCCUUCCCGAUCCUGCACAAAAAAGUUUUUCUGGAAAAGUACUCGCGAACGCAUCGCGAGUUCUCACCACCGCUACUGGCGGCCGUAUACAUCCUCGCGCUGCACUGGUGGUCAUACGAUAGGGACUUGUCCCCGCAGAAAAAACCGGAUGUGGCAGCGCUGGAGAAAUUGGCGAGCAAGACCAUCGCGGACGUGAUGCACCGGCCGAAGCUGGCCGCCGUGCAGGCUGGUCUCUUGUUAUUGCAGCGGCACUCGGAUUUGAAGGGUGGGUCAUGGGCGCUGACAUGUCAGCUUGUUGCUGUGGGGCAGGAGCUGGGACUUCACUUGAACUGUGAGGGGUGGAAGAUUCCGCCUUGGGAACGGGGGCUCAGGAAGCGGUUGGCAUGGGGAUUAUUCAUGCAGGAUAAGUGGGGGGCGUUGACACAUGGUCGGCCUUCGCACAUAACUCGAUCGAAUUGGGCAGUGUCGGCGGUAACCGCCGAGGAUUUCCCAGAGAACGCGGCCGACGAAGAUGAUGAGGAGGGGAGCUCGGAGGUGGAGAAGGGAAGGAUGCUGUUCGAGCAGAUGAUCAACCUGAGCGGCAUCAUGGCGGACGUCUUGGAGACCUUUUUCACACUUGAGGCUCAGCAGAACCUUGCGGGGAGGGGGGGAAUUAAUCGCGUGCUCGAAAAAGCGAAACCUAUACAGAUCAGGCUCAAGGAAUGGUUCUCAAAGUUGCCGGAAUGCCUGAGAAUGGAUGCUACCAAGGUUAGAAAGCUAUCUUCCAACGGUUAGACCCCCAUCACGUCUGUUCGUUUGUUCCUCCACCCCCCCUGAGAAAAAAGAGAAAACGGAUGGAAAAUAAAAUAUAAAAAACAAAAAUAUCCUAACAGGCAAUAACCAGGUUACCUGCACCUUGCAUAUUUUGCAACGGAAAUAACCCUGCACAGGCAAAUUUUGCGCUCAUUGAGCCCCCCAACCAACACCGAAUCCUACAUCCACCACAUUUGCCGAUCCGCCGCCAAAACACGAUUAAUAUCGGCAAUGGACUUUGUGAACCGUUUGAAACCCGAACACCUGCAAUCAUUCUGGUAUUUUGCCUCGAAAGUGAAUUUCGCCCUUAUUGGCACAUUCGGGUCCCUUCUUUGGGCGACAAGCCCAAACACACAGGAGGCGGAAUUCUACAAAGCAAGGCUAAGCGAAUACCGCUGGACCCUCCGCGUUUCCUCCCGCGGGGCAGAAUUCAUGGAGUACGCCGUGGGCGUGUUAGACGCUUCAGCCGGAUAUCUGCAGCAGGAACAGUUCCGCAAACGUGGGUUGGGUAACGCCGCGCCGGGGUACACCUCGACCGUAGGAGCGGGUGAGAACUUCGGUUUGGGAAUGGGCGUAGGCAUAAACCCACCUUCAUCAUCGUCGGUACCACCACCACCACCGCCGCCGCCGCCACCGCUUCAGCUACCGCAUCAUGAACCAACUCUCCCCCCGCAAUGGCGCGGGCCACACAAUGAGCACGGCGGCCCCCUAUCUCCCAUAACGGGCUAUGACGACAGUGAAGUCGAUGACGACGGUGAAAUGACAGAUGGGUCGAGUACAUCUUCACGGAGAAGGUUGAACAGCAGCUCCGCUUCUCCAAGUAUGAAGGCCUACCAGGGUUUCCCGUUCGUGGAUUCAGGCCCCAACGAUCCCCUCGCGACCAAUGCAUCUACGCCUACGUCCACCACUAGCUCUGCGUUCGACUUCUUCAUGAUUCCGAACGGGAUGCCGGGGGGGCGGGUGCAGGGUGCAGAUUCUGCCGGUGCUACAAGGGGAGAGCUGGAUUUUCUGGCGGGGGCCGCUGGAUGGAGGAGUAGGCGGGAGGGGGACGAU
Messenger RNA from Tuber aestivum (summer truffle), 3024 nucleotides. The record is from the annotation of a GenBank genome assembly. NCBI's taxonomy places the organism in Eukaryota, Fungi, Ascomycota, Pezizomycetes, Pezizales, Tuberaceae.